Molecule: messenger RNA, 1653 nt
Organism: Vollenhovia emeryi
Lineage: Eukaryota; Metazoa; Arthropoda; Insecta; Hymenoptera; Formicidae
Gene: ATP6AP2
Product: renin receptor
Exons: 8
Coding region: 115-1308 (397 amino acids)
Biological process (GO): positive regulation of Wnt signaling pathway
Cellular component (GO): membrane; external side of plasma membrane
Molecular function (GO): signaling receptor activity
Source: RefSeq, a predicted model, not a curated record
GUCCAUGGCCGACUCUUGGUGUCACAUGUUAUCUGACGUGAUCACAUGAUCGCGUCCGAAAUUGAUCGACGUCGAGGGAGUGUCGUUCGAAUUUGAUUGUUUUCUCGCGCAACGAUGCUACGACAAUUAUCGCUCCUGGUCGCUGUCCUCGGCGCAGUUCACGCCAUCGGUGAAUUCGUCGUUCUCUACUCACCCGACAGCGUGGAAUUCACCGUGAAUGGGGAGAUCGAGCAAAGCAGCCUCAAGGAGAUCCUGUCGGCGGCUCUUGGUUACACUGGGAAGCAGAGGGAUUCAGAUCGCAGCAUUGCCAUAUGGGAUCCGUUUUCGAUGCCCAAGGCACUGGUUGCCAUAGCGAUUGACGGAAUAGAGGAACUGCCCUUCCCGGACGGCAAAACCAGGGACAAUACUAACCUCGUCGUGUAUCCUCUGAUCGUCGACGAGGCGGAGGAGACCACCUGGCAGGCGAUUAGAAGCAGAGUGGAGGAGCGCAGCAACGACAACACCUUGGUCAGGAUUAACCUGAGCGACGGGGUGGACGCUCUCGGCCAGUCUGCCCUCGGCGAGCUGAAACCUGCCAAAAUGAAGAAAGAACUCAAGUUUCUGAGCCCCGAGAUCGAGGAGGAUCGCAAGUUCGUCGAGGAGAUGCAGCUUCUCAGUGCCAUCGCUGACAACUCGUUCACCGGGAAGAAGCACAACUCCGGCACGGAUGUCUACUGGUUGGUAGUGUCGGCGCUCAGACCGGUCCUGGAUCUGCACGGAAACACUUCCGCGACCGCCAAGGAGGCGUUCACACUGUUGUCAAACUCGAUGCAGCAAAUUGCCAGUGCCUUCGUGAACGCGUACGACGGCAAAGUUGUCAUGGCAGUCUUUACGAACGACGCCUCGAAGGUGAGGAACGCCCGCUCUGUUCUCGAGAGACAGCGCAGAGACACCCCGCGAGGCGGCGAGCAAGAGGGACAAAAUAAUAAUGACGAAGAGGGGAUAGAUAGAAUGAGUAGUACUGUCGGGUCCAACACUGUCGUCAGUACUACUGAACGUCAGUAUAGCGGAACGUCGGAAAAGUCCGACGAAGUUAAUAAGGAGAAUAACUUAAAUACUAACACACAGACAAUAGGACAGCCUGAAUUUUCCGGCCGCGCGAAAACUUACUCGGACGACUAUCCCGUCAUCUUCAACAUAAUGCUGUGGUUCGGUGUCGUUUUCGUCUUCUCGCUUUUAGCCAUUUGCAUCGCCAUCGCUGAUAUGGAUCCAGGACGAGACUCCAUCAUUUAUAGGAUGACAUCGAAUCGAAUGAAGAAAGAUAAUUAAUGUGUAAAUAUAAUUAUACAUAUAUUACAUAUAAGUAAUAGAAUUUUGUAACAUAUGUUUCUGUGCAAAAUGUAGCUCGUCGGAGCGUCUGUGUAUGUAAUUUAUCAAUUUUAAUUCGAGUGUAUUCAAGUAGGGAAGUAGGGCUCUAUCACAUAUUUCCAUAUCCUGAAGUUCUCUUGAAUUGAGCGAGCCGGAGCUAUCAAAUGGCUAUACAGGAUAUACACGAUUAUACACUUCAUUGAAUUAUAAUAAGUGAUUGUUACGUCGUUAAACUUUCCGAAGGUUUGUAUAUUCCUUGGAAAACCAAAGGCUGUCCUAAAUAUAACAAUCAUCCAAAUUAGGGAA